UUGGUAAGUCUCCGUGCCACACAGAAGUGAGACCUUCAGCGGUCAGUCCUGGGGCCCCCUCUGGUCUUUAGUUAUCUCCGCCACCAGCGCACCUGGGGGGAGUCUCUCAUCGCUGCGUUGGAAAUGGAGGAAGGAAAACCUGGAAACACGGGAGGAAACGCAAUUCCACUGGGCAGUCGCCAGCGGCGCGCACGGGCUUAGGGGGCGUCGGCGAAGGCGCUGCCACCGGGGGGCCGGGGAGACCGACCUUAAAGGAGGGGGAGGGCUGGGGCAGUGAGCAUAAGGGGAGACGUUCUCAAACCGUCAUGGGGUGCAAGCCCGCGGCGAAGGCGGCCCCCCGGUGCCAGAUCCCAGCACUUGUCUUUUUUUUUUUUGCCCAGGCGGUGGGUCACCAGACCCGGCAGAGAAAGAGCGGCAGCCUGGGUGGUGGCCCCUGGACGCUCUCCGCCUCUGCUGGCCCCUCCCUCCUUCCUUGUCACCUCCCCCUUGCCGCGCGUCCUAAAACGCGGCGGGCGCCUUUAAGAGGGAGCUCGAUUACCCUAGGGGCGGGAACCCCUCGGCAGAUCGGGAGGUAGCGGCGCUCGUCCGCGAUGCUCCUCACUUUCUGCUCCAGCUCCAGCCGCCACCGCCGCCGCCGCCUGGACCGCCACCGCCACCUCCGCCUCCUCCCCCUCUGCCUGGAAGCGUCGUUUUUUGCAGCGGAGGAGAGAAGUGCUAUGUCAGGAAAGUUCCGGGAGGCACUGGCUGGGGCCAUGCUCCCUGGGCUCUCCCGCAGGCGCCCGCGCGCAGCCCUUUGUAUGAGGAAACAGUGAAGUAAAGUUCAACAGAAUAAUAAAGAUCGAUAUUGGCUGAAUGUGAAAAAACUUUUACAAAGCCAGAAGCAGAAGGACACGUGUGGAAGAUGGAACUCUUUGUCCGUUUUCCAGAGUGUGUGUCCAAGCCCGUCAGUGACACGUGAUAUUGCUGCUCUGUGCUGAAAUGCUCGAAGAACACCUCCAUCUCUGCUGGCGCCUUCCAUCCUGCUGAAACCAUGGUCUUCUCUGCAGUGUUGACUGCGUCCCAUAGUGGGGCAUCCAACACAACAUUCGUAGUUUAUGAAAACACCUACAUGAAUAUUACGGUCCCACCACCAUUCCAGCAUCCUGGCAUUGGUCCACUGCUGAGAUACAGUUUUGAAACCAUGGCCCCCACUGGAAUGAGUUCCUUGACAGUGAAUAGCACCGCUGUGCCCCCAACACCAGCAGUCUUUAAGAGUCUAAAUUUGCCUCUCCAGAUCAUCCUUUCUGCUCUAAUGAUAUUUAUUCUGUUUGUGUCUUUUCUUGGGAACUUGGUUGUUUGCCUCAUGGUUUACCAAAAAGCUGCCAUGCGAUCUGCCAUUAACAUCCUCCUGGCCAGCCUGGCUUUUGCAGACAUGUUGCUUGCAGUGCUAAACAUGCCCUUUGCCUUGGUUACUAUCCUUACUACCAGAUGGAUUUUUGGCAGAUUCUUUUGUAGGGUGUCUGCUAUGUUUUUCUGGAUGUUUGUGAUAGAGGGAGUAGCCAUCCUGCUUAUCAUUAGCAUUGAUAGGUUUCUUAUUAUAGUCCAGAGGCAGGAUAAGCUAAAUCCAUACAGGGCUAAGGUUCUCAUCGCAGUUUCUUGGGUAUUUUCCUUUUGUGUAGCUUUUCCUUUGGCAGUAGGAAACCCUGACCUGCAGAUACCUUCCCGCGCCCCCCAGUGCGUGUUUGGGUACACAACCGACCCGGGUUACCAGGCUUAUGUAAUUUUGAUUUCUCUCAUUUCUUUUUUCCUACCCUUCCUGGUGAUACUGUACUCCUUUAUGGGCAUACUCAAUACUCUUCGGCACAAUGCCUUGAGGAUCCAUAGUUACCCUGAAGGCAUAUGCCUCAGCCAGGCCAGCAAACUGGGUCUCAUGAGUCUCCAGAGGCCCUUCCAGAUGAGCAUUGACAUGGGCUUUAAAACGCGUGCCUUCACAACCAUUUUGAUUCUCUUUGCUGUCUUCAUUGUCUGCUGGGCCCCAUUUACCACGUACAGCCUUGUGGCCACGUUCAGCAAGCACUUUUACUAUCAGCACAACUUUUUUGAGAUUAGCACCUGGCUACUCUGGCUCUGCUACCUCAAGUCUGCAUUGAACCCGCUGAUUUACUACUGGAGGAUUAAGAAAUUCCACGAUGCCUGCCUGGACAUGAUGCCCAAGUCCUUCAAGUUUUUGCCGCGGCUCCCUGGUCACACAAGGCGACGGAUACGCCCCAGUGCUGUCUAUGUGUGUGGGGAACAUCGGACGGUGGUGUGAAUAGUGGAAUUGCCUGACAUUUGGGGUGAUGGUGGUUCUUUAUCUGACUUUGAAUUUUCUUUCUCAUGGCUUCUCCACUUAAACUAUGUUGAUUUUCAUAGAGCGUGUGUGUGUGUGUGUGUGUGUGUGUGUGUGUGUGUGCCCACACAUAUGUGCGUGUGCAUGCAUGUGCAGUGUAAAGAAAGAAUGGUGAUUAGUUACAUACUGUUACCAAGGAUAUUCAAGGGGGAAGUGAUCACAAGUGUUACCUCCAGGGUUCAAGAGAAAUCCUUGAUUUAUGAUGAGGUGAUGGUUUUCUGUUCCUUUGAUUUUGUUUUUAUAGCAGGAAUCAGGAUUGUGCUUUAUUGAGCCUGCAGUUACAUUGGAUUGUAGGUAUUUUGUAUGCUGCUAAGAUAUACUUAGUUGAGUUUAUUGGUUCUUUUUUUUUUUCUGGAAGACACUGCUGCUUUUUGCCAUCACAUUGGAGCCAAAAACCACAUACAUUUCAGUAGAUAAAUAUUUAGUUUUAUUAAAGAAAAAUAAUCCAAAGGGGUUAGUGACAUUUUAAAGAUCAUUAAUAUUUACUUUGGUGCACUUUAAGAAAUAAUGUAAAAACAUUCAAUUUUGUUUUUCAGAAUUGUUUUUAUACAUGACAUGUUGUGCUUUAGAAACAUUGUAUUAUUUCUAGUAAGAUAGUUUUUUUCAAUGUUUUAUCUGCAUGUGCGGUUUUAAAGGAGAGAACAUAAAAAUGUGGAACUUUUCCUAAGCACUGUAGUGAAUCUUUAAACCAGUAAGGCAAAGCUGAGGAGAUGGAGCACCCUUGCAAGUUUAAAUGGGAUGCAGAGAGGCUGCGGCUGGUGUGGGCUGUAGUGAUUCCUUUUACUCAAGGAUUCUUUCUCUGAGUCCACUAGGGAGAAGGAGAACCAGUUAUUAGACCUUACCAUAUGCCAGGCACUGUGCAUCAUUUUAUCCUCACAGCACCCUGUGAAGCAGGUAUUAUUUCUUCCUUUUUUACAGGUGAAGAAGGCAAAUCUCAGAGAGACUAAAACUCCACCUAAGUAGAGUUAGUGGUAGAGCUGAAAUCUAAAAAUCUGUCAGAGUCCUGAGACUAGUUCCACAGUACCACACAGACACCUCAUUCAGGUUUGGAUGUUUCACAGUCAAGAGGGAACUAUAUGUAUCCUUUCUUUUUUUUUUUUUUUUAGACUAAAAAUUUCUUUUUAAAAGGAGUGUCAUUUUUUGUAUUACCAAAAGAAGUGUCAAACUAUUGCAGAAAAUCUGAAAAAUAAAAAAGAAGUCACUCAUAACCACCUUUCAAAAGUGGAACUUAAAAUCCUAGAUCAGUAAGGUUAUAAGGAAAUAAGUGAUGUUUUUGGUGUGCAAAACAAGUGACCAUCAUUGGGAGGUUCAGUACAGCUCUAUAUAAGCCUUUGCCUUCUAGGUUUGGAUGUUGCCAGUUGUCUAGCUAUAUUUCCCAGUGUUCUCAGUAGAACAGCAUUUUUGAUCAAGUGCUUGGCUGGAGCAGAGCUGGUGUUUAUGAACAUGCUUAGAGAUGUGUCUCUUAUGAAGAGGUGAAGAUACAGCUCUGCACCUAGAGCGAGUUUUCAUUUAAGGCAAGUCUGGAGUUUCAGAUUCUUUUUCUCUCGAUGAAGAUCUGCCCCUUCUCCAGCUCAGGUGCAUCCAGGGCCCUUGGUGAACUUCUCUUAUCAACCCCUGGAACACUUUAUAAAACAGCCCACAGGGAUGGGGCUUCAGACUGAGGCCAUAAGUGCUGGAAGUGUAGCCCUUUGACUACAUCAUAGGCUUUAUAAAUAGGCUCAUUAACCAUGAACACUUCUUGGAUUUAUAGCAUCUUUUCAGAGUUUUAGUGCUUUGUGACCAGUGGGAAAAGAGCCUUGGUUUUUUCAGUUAUACAACCAGAGUUGAACUUAGAUGAAUCUUUAAGGUCUUAUCCAGCUCUAAUGUGAUAAUAGAGAUUGUUAAAGAGCCCAGUUGAUGUCAGCAUCAAUAUUUGGUCUCCAGUAUUAUUUCUUUACAUUUUACUUCAUUAGAUGUUUCUUAACCUUGAAUGUCUGAAGAGCACAUGGCACCAUAUCAGAAAUUAGGACUUUGGAAGAUGGGCGUUAUCAUGAGAGACCUGGGAAAUCCUGCUCUUGAGGCAAUUGCCGUGGUAUUGGAACUCAUUUUCCAGUUAACUUCUCUUAAUGGGAUUAUUCAUAUUAUGAUGAUGGACAUGUUGCUUUGGGAUCAUCUUCUGAUGAUAGUCACCUACCUCUUUGGUUUCUAAUGUAUAUUAUUCACAGGUAAAAUUGCUUUUCUCCAUAGGGAUCUUAGAGAACAUAAACACUGUAGUAGAUAGUAGUAGUACAUUGAAGUGUAUCAUGAGAUAUAAACUAGAUUUCAAGCAGAUAUUAGUAAGUAUAUUUGAAAUUAGACUUUCUCUGAGGAAAGUCAACAUGAUCUGUUCUUAUCUUAUCUAUUUGCAGUAGGUCUUGAGAUUCCUUUUAUGGUUGGAGUUGAAACUGAGCUUUGUUUUCUUUGUCUGAUUUUUUAUGAACAAUCCUUAGGUACUUUCAUGCUCCCUGGUAGGCAUUGUGCAUCGUUUGGUGAGAGUUCUGCUAAGAGGCUAGGUGUUUGUGAAAGACCAUGAGGGGCCUUUGUGAGAAAUCACCAACGCUGAACAGCAGUUCUCUUUACACUGGAUCAUCUCGAUCAGAGGAUGGUUUACAAACCAUUUUGAACAUUUUUAUUAUGUAUACAUUUUGAAAGCUUUAAAAAAAAAGUACUGUGGUGUACCUUUGAAAAAUUUAGGUGCAGAAUCAUAUGUUGCCUAUUCUCCUAUAUUUUCUUGAGGGGAAAAAUAAUACCACCACUGGUUGUUACUGUUGGCUGACAUAAUCAGAAAUGUUUUUGUUUUUCCUUCUGGCUAACGAGUAAGAAGCAUGAAAGAGGAAAUAAACUAUUUGUGUUCAAAAGAAAUCCCCAAUAGUCUGGAAAGGUGAUCUUCAGACUUUCAAGUGAAUUUGUGUUCCAGUGUUCCCAGGUGGGGUUGUAAACAGUACAGACCCCCAGCACCCUGAGAGGGUCUGAGAUUGGGGCCAGGAAUGCACACUUUUGUUUGGUUCAGAAUUCAGCCUGAUUCUGAUCCACAUGGUCUCUGGGCCAAACUUCAAGAAACACUCCUGUGGAAAAUACAUCCACUUAAAUAUUGUCUGUUUUAUCCAAAAAAUAUUUGUUUUGUGUUGGAAGUCAUUAUCUCCGAGUGCAUGGAUAAUCCACAUUGAGAGGAAAAUCUGUGUAUCAUUGUGCCUAAUUUGCUGCCACUUGUGUUAGUGCUGGAUCGAGCCAGUGUCAGCUUCAGUGUCUUUCAACUGACAAAAUUUUGGCAAACCAAACAGUAGAGCAAAAAAAAAAAGGUGACUUAAUAUAUGAAAGUCAUGACUUUUGGGAUUUUGAUUCCUCUAAUAUUUUCUUUUCUCAUAGAGAGGUGUCUUUAUUGUAUGUAACCUCUGGAAGAGUAUGAGGGGAAUGUAAAGAUUCAUGUAAUUCCUGUUGCCUUGCUUAUGCCAGUUGUGUUCGAUGGAAGCAUGAAGAAAAUAAAAUAACCAUUUUAAUCUAUGUAUUUCAGAUGCUGACAAGGAUAUUUAACUUAAUCUUGAUCUUUGCUUUUGUUUACAUGAAAAUAUUUAUGUAUAUAUCACAGAAAAAAAUGUUCACUUGCUUGACAUUUGAUUCUUCCAUAAUUUUAAGUUUACAGGACUGUUCAAUUCAAAUUUAUUUUCACAACCACUAUCUUCAUUGAAAAUUCAAUUUUUAUAAUAAUAAAUGAAGACAUCAAAGCACAUGUUUGUUAUUACAAGUAAAUGGUAAUACAUUUCUUAUAUAUUGGUACUAGUCCUUUGUAAUUAAAAUUAAUUUAUUUUACAAUAGCACCUAACAUGUAUAAAAAUUACUCUGCAUUUGGGUUGUAAUAUUCAAACAUCAAAAAGUAUGAUUAUUUGUGCAUAUUCUGAUUACAACCAGGUAAGAGCUCCCAAUAAGAUAAUGAAUAAAUGCCUAACAUUUCUAAAA
Messenger RNA from Sus scrofa (pig), 6340 nucleotides. It is a transcript of the gene GPR63, whose product is annotated as G protein-coupled receptor 63. Gene Ontology annotation, cellular component: membrane. Gene Ontology annotation, biological process: G protein-coupled receptor signaling pathway. Gene Ontology annotation, molecular function: G protein-coupled receptor activity. Lineage: Eukaryota; Metazoa; Chordata; Mammalia; Artiodactyla; Suidae. The record is from RefSeq and is a predicted model, not a curated record.